Messenger RNA from Octodon degus (degu), 1184 nucleotides. RefSeq names its product neurogranin (gene Nrgn). Gene Ontology annotation, molecular function: calmodulin binding. NCBI's taxonomy places the organism in Eukaryota, Metazoa, Chordata, Mammalia, Rodentia, Octodontidae. The record is from RefSeq and is a predicted model, not a curated record. Bases 134 to 370 code for a protein of 78 amino acids. The transcript is spliced from 4 exons.
ACCAAGGGGAGAGCCGCUGGUUCUGCGCGGGUCGGCGGGCGCCCCACAGCCCCGGAGCCGCCACCCAGCAUCACACAGACCCCACCCCCGCCUGCGCCAGGCUCCACCCCAGCCCAGGACCCUCAUCACUAGCAUGGACUGCUGCACCGAGAGCGCCUGCUCCAAGCCGGACGACGACAUUCUAGACAUCCCGCUGGACGAUCCUGGUGCCAAUGCGGCCGCUGCCAAAAUCCAAGCGAGUUUCCGGGGCCACAUGGCGCGGAAGAAGAUAAAGAGUGGAGAGCGCGGCCGGAAGGGCCCGGGCCCCGGGGGCCCAGGAGGAGCUGGGGGCGCCCGGGGAGGCGCGGGCGGCGACCCCAGCGGAGACUAAGGCAGAACUGAGCAUUUUCGAAGUUCCCAAGGAGAGAUGGAUGCCGCGUCCCCUUCGCAGUGACGAGAAUUUCCAACCGUGUUGUGACCCCCUCUUUGCCACCAACCUGCCAGCUUCAGGAGCCCCCUGCGUCCCAGAGACUCCCUUUCCCAGGCAGGCUUCGUCGCAAGGUUGCCCAGUCCGUGCCCUUUUAGUUAACACUCCAGUCUAACGUGGUCCCCAUUCGCGUUUCCCACCCCCCAAAAAACCCCGCGCUCCCAAAUUCCCCUUCUUUUGCUUCUCGCCCACUUCUCCCUGCACCCAGCAUGCAGCUCUGCCUCCGCAGCCUCGGUGCGCUCCCCUGCGCACACGGCGGGGGGCGCCCUGAGCGUCGCUCGAGUCACUCACUUGAAAAAGAAAAAAAAAGUCCUUUCGUUCUGCGCGCAUCGAAAGGGGGCGCCCUGCGUUUCUGUGCAGUUCCCGCCCUAUCCUGGCCCCAGAACUUUGGAUCUGGAGCAAGCAAAGAGGGUUUUCAUGGUGUCGGAUGCCCCUUGCUCUGAUCAGAAGGGAAAUCCCUAUUCUACACCUGCCUGUCAUGUACCCUUCCGGGCCCUCAGCAGCACCCCAGUAGCCUCAAGCUCUCCAGCUGUUUCUGCAAACGCCGAGCGCCUGGAGGCUCAGUAGGAGGAGUCUUCCGCGGCCCCGCCCCUGCCCCUGCCCCCGCCGACCCCGCCCCACUGGGCUCCUGGGGCUGUGGCCGGAAGGUUUUUAAUCUAUGCGUGUGCAUGUGACUGUGCUGGGUUGGAAUGUGAACAAUAAAGAGGAAUGUCCAAGU